Molecule: messenger RNA, 5244 nt
Organism: Rotaria sp. Silwood1
Lineage: Eukaryota; Metazoa; Rotifera; Eurotatoria; Philodinida; Philodinidae
Source: the annotation of a GenBank genome assembly
AUGGAUUACAGUUCGAUUGUCUUUCGCGAGUUUACACAUGAAUCAUUUCGACGUAUUGAACGUUAUCGACAAGAAGAAGCUGAACGUAUUGCUUCUGAACAAUUAGAACAACAAACUAUAUGUGGAGAUAAUAAUGAUAAACGUCGUCGUAUGACUAAGUCUUCAAAAGAUGAACCAAUAGAACCUAAACGAAUGCCUAAUAAAGAAUUGGCCGUUGGAGAAACAUUACCACGAAUUUUACAACAUAGAUUCCCACCUGAACUUAUCGGAAAACCAAUUGAAGAAAUUGAUGCGUACUAUCGCACAGACUAUACAUUUGUGGUUAUUAAUCGAAAUAAAACCAUAUUUCGAUUUAGUGCAACAUCAGCUUGUUUUAUAUUUUCUCCAUUUAAUUGUUUUCGACGUUUAGCCAUACUUAUAUUAACACAUUCACUGUUUAGUACCUUAGUUAUGCUUACUAUUUUAACUAAUUGUGUAUUUAUGACACUUAAAAAUGCCCCAGAAAUAAAUGAAUAUAUUUUUACAGCAAUUUAUACUCUUGAAGCAUUAAUUAAAUGUGUUGCACGAGGAUUUAUUCUACAAAAAUAUACAUUUUUACGUGAUCCAUGGAAUUGGUUAGAUUUUAUUGUAAUUGUACUUGCAUAUAUAACAUUUUUUAUUGAUUUGGGAAAUGUUGCAGUACUACGAACAUUUCGUGUAUUAAGAGCAUUAAAAACUGUUGCAGUUGUACCUGGUUUGAAAACAAUUGUUGGAGCUUUAAUACAAUCUUUUAUUUCUCUACGAGAUGUAUCUGUUUUAUCAAGUUUUAUUCUUUCUAUAUUUGCUUUAAUUGGAUUACAACUUUAUAUGGGUGUUCUUCGACAAAAAUGUGUACCAACUUAUGAAUUAUUUUUAAAUAAUUCCAAUCUUUCUAGUACUGAAUUUAAUAUGACAUAUGAAGCCUAUUUGAAUGAAAUCGGCAAUGAAACUUAUUGGUAUAAGGAAAAUGAUAAUUUUCUUCUUUGUGGUAAUGCAAGUGGAAGUACGAAAUGUCCUUCAGGUUAUGUUUGUUGGAGAAAUCGAGGCCAGAAUCCUGAUUUUGGAUAUACGAGUUUUGAUAAUUAUGGUUGGGCUAUGCUUGCAUGUUUUCGAUUGAUGACACAAGAUUAUUGGGAAAAUCUUUAUCAAUUAGUAUUGUCAGCAGCUGGUCGUUUUCAUUUUCUAUAUUUUGUUGCAGUUAUAUUUUUUGGUUCAUUUUAUUUGGUUAAUUUAAUCUUAGCUAUUGUCGCCAUGUCUUAUCAACAACAACAAAAAGAAGUUGAAGCUGAAAGCGAAGAACGUGAAAGACGUAAAAUUCAAGAUGAACUUGCAAUACAAAAUGAAGAAGCACGAGAAGCAUCUGAAGCACAGGCACUUCUACAUGUUAAUAAUGAACAAUAUGAUGAUAAUGCACUUGGUUUCGAAGAUUCAAAUCGUAAAACUUCAUAUACUGAUGGUUCCAUGGGAUAUGAACAACAUGGAAAAAAAACUGAAUUAAAUAACAGACGAUCAUCGCAAGCAUCAUCAUCAAUGGUUCAAUUUAAUAAGUCAAAUUUAAUUUUGUCUAAUGCAACAAUAAUUGAUGGAGCAAUAGUACCAUUAUUUGAUGAAAUACAGCAAAAUAGUUCAAUAAAUGAGGAUAGAGAAAGUCAACGAAUGAGUGGUUUUUCUGAUUUAUCAGAACGAAAUGAAAAUGAUAAUGAUUCAACUAUUAUACUUUAUCAAGACAAACCUCAUAUAAAAUAUGCUCCAAUUAGUGACAUAUUACCUACUCAAGAAUCGGAUAGAACCAGUAGUGCUGUUGCUUUUUUUAUAUUGGAUGCAUUUGUUGAUUUAUUUAUUACAAUAUGUAUUAUAUUGAAUACAUUAUUCAUGGCACUUGAUCAACCUGGUCAAAGUGAAAAAAUGACACGAAUAUUAACAGCAGGCAAUUAUGUUUUUACAAGUAUAUUUGCAGCUGAAUCUAUAUUAAAAAUAAUUGCAUUGACACCAGCUAAAUUUUUAAAAAAUGGAUGGAAUGUAUUUGAUUUAGUAAUUGUUACAGUUAGUGUUAUUGAAUUAGGUCUUGCUGGUGUAAAAGGUUUAAGUGUUUUACGUUCAUUUCGAUUAUUACGUGUAUUUAAAUUGGCAAAAUCUUGGCAAACAUUAAAUCGUCUUAUGUCAAUUAUUGGUAAAUCAAUAGGAGCUCUAGGAAAUUUAACAUUAGUUCUUGCUAUUAUAAUAUUUAUUUUUGCUGUUAUGGGAAUGCAGUUAUUUGGUCACAAAUAUGCAGAAAAAUUCGGUAAAGAUAUGCCAAGAUGGAAUUUUUUUGAUUUUUUUCAUUCAUUUAUGAUUGUUUUUCGUGUCUUAUGUGGUGAAUGGAUUGAAUCAAUGUGGGUAUGUCUUGAAUGUGUUGGAUGGCCAUGUAUACCAUUUUUUCUAUUAACAUUUAUCGUUGGUAAUCUUGUGAUAUUAAAUUUAUUUUUGGCUUUGUUACUUGCAUCAUUUGGUUCAAAUGUUUUAACUGAAAAAGAUGAUGAUGAAAAUAAAAUUGGUGAAGCAAUUGAACGUAUUCAACGAUUUGUUCAUUUUCUAAUUGAAUUUAUUCUUGGUUGUUUUUGUCGGAAAAAACAACAACAACAACAACAAAGAAAGAGUUUUAUCGAAAAUGAGAUCAAUGAAUUUGCAUCUGAUAAUCAAUCAAUAUCUGCUGGACAAGAAUCAGUCAGUUAUCUUCCUUUACCAACAUCAUAUACAUUAGAAGAAUCUAAUACUUCAGUACUUUUAAAUGAUGAUUUAGUAACAAAAUAUGAAGAAAUUGAAAUGCAACCAAUGAAUAAUAAUUCUAUAACUUCACCUCCAACAUGGCAAACGCUUCAUAUACCACCAGAUUGUUGUCCUAACAUUAUAUCAAAACAUUUUUCUUGUUGUACUAAAUGUAUUCCAAAAAUGAUUCAAGAACGUUGGACAUAUGUUCGUAGUCUAGCUCAUCGAUUUGUUGAACAUCAAUCUUUUGAAUGGAUUAUUAUUAUUAGUAUAUUAGCUAGUAGUACAACUUUAGCUUUAGAAGAUGUUAAUACACGACAACAACCAACUUUUUCUGAAAUUUUAGCUGUAUUUGAUAAGAUGUUUACAGUUAUUUUUACAAUGGAAUUAAUAUUAAAAUGGUUUGCAUAUGGAAUAAAAAAUUAUUUUACAAAUGGUUGGAAUUGGUUAGAUUUCGUUAUUGUAGUUGUUAGUGUUCUUGGAACUGCUCUUGAUAUAUUUGGUGUAGCUGAUAUUCCAGCAUUUAAAUCAAUGAGAACAUUAAGAGCUUUACGUCCAUUAAAAGCAUUAUCAAGAUUUGAAGGAAUUCGUGUUGUUGUUAAUGCAUUAUUUGGUGCUAUACCAUCAAUAUUUAAUGUUUUACUUGUUUGUCUUGUAUUUUGGUUAAUAUUUUCAAUAAUGGGUGUACAAUUAUUUGGUGGAAAAUUUUAUAAAUGUGUUUAUGUUGAUACACAUGAUCGUGUUAAUAUAUCAGAAAAUGUAACGAAUAAAAUUGAUUGUUUAAAUAAAAAUUAUACAUGGGAAAAUUCACGAAUUAAUUUUGAUAAUGUUCUGAGUGGUUAUUUGGCUUUAUUUCAAGUUGCAACUUUCAAAGGUUGGGUUGAAAUAAUGGCUGAUGCAACUGAUGCUAAAGAAUUAGACGUUCAACCAGAAUAUGAGACUAAUAUUUAUAUUCUUAUUUAUUUUGUUUUAUUUAUUAUAUUUGGUUCAUUUUUUACUCUCAAUUUAUUUAUUGGUGUUGUUAUUGAUAAUUUUAAUCAACAAAAACGAAAAUUAAGAACUGAUGGUUCAAUAGAUAUGUUUAUGACAGAAGAUCAAAAAAAAUAUUAUAAUGCUAUGAAAAAAAUGGGUAAUAAAAAGCCAACUAAAGCAUUACCAAGACCAAGAUUUGCUCUUGCAAGAUUUCUUUUUGAUUUAACAACAAGUCAAAAAUUUGAUAUAUUUAUAAUGAUAUGUAUUUUUCUUAAUAUGCUUUGUAUGUGUCUUGAACAUUAUGAUCAAAGUGAUACUUAUGAUCGUAUUCUUGGAUAUAUUAAUCAUUGUUUCGUUGCAAUAUUUACUAUUGAAUGUAUUAUGAAAUUAAUUGCAUUAAAUUUCAAAUAUUUUACUAUACCAUGGAAUAUAUUUGAUUUUGUCAUUGUAAUUGCAUCAAUUCUUGGACAAACACUAGGAGAAAUUAUGGCAAAAUAUUUUGUAAAUCCAACUCUAUUGCGUGUUGUUCGUGUUGCACGUGUUGGGAGAAUAUUACGUCUUGUGAAAGGAGCGAAAGGUAUUCGAACAUUACUUUUUGCAUUAGCUGUUUCAUUACCUGCUUUAUUUAAUAUUGGUCUUCUUCUUUUUCUUGUCAUGUUUAUUUAUUCAAUAUUUGGUAUGUCAUUCUUUGCUUAUGUAAGAAAAUCAGCUGGUAUAACAGAUUUAUUUAAUUUUGAAACAUUUCCUAAUUCAAUAAUUGUACUUUUUCAAAUGUGUACAACUGCUGGUUGGUCUGGUGUUUUUCAAGCAUUAACAAAUGAUCAACCACCAGAUUGUGACCCAACUAUAAAUACACCAUCACAUAAAGGUGAUUGUGGUGAUACGAUGAUUGCAACACCAUUUCUUGUGAGUUAUGUAAUAAUUACUUCUCUUGUUGUGGUAAAUAUGUAUAUUGCAGUAAUAUUAGAAAAUUUUUCUCAAGCACACGAAGAUGUGGAACAAGGUUUAACCGAUGAUGAUUAUGAUAUGUAUUAUGAAAAAUGGCAACGUUUAGAUCCAUCGGGUUCACAGUUUAUGCGAUAUGAUCAAUUAUCAGAUUUUGUUGAUAAUCUUGAACCACCAUUACGUGUACCUAAACCAAAUCAAUUAGUACUUGUUGCUAUGGAUUUACCAAUAUGUGAACAUGAUCGUAUGCAUUGUGUUGAUAUACUUGAUGGUCUUACAAAAUAUUUCCUUGGUACACUUGAUAUACCAGUAGCAAGUACGGAAACGAAUUCACCAAUUAUUAUAAAAAAAGAUCGUCCAAAAGAUUAUCAUCCCAUAACAACAACAGCACAGCGUCAACGUGAAAUUUAUUUAAGUCGACUAGGUUUAAAAAGUUUUCGAACUAAUGUUGAACGACAUCGUAAUGAACGAAAAAAUCAAGAAGCAUUACUUAGAAAAACUACGAUUGAUGAACUCAUUGAAUCAGAUGAAUUAAAAACACCGACAUUAGGUAUCGAACAAUAA